UGAACAGAGGAGGGAAGCCGCGGGCUAGAGAGAGUGAGGAGAAGACCAGAGGCAAGCGCGAGGAGGGCUGCGGACGAGGGACGAGGCAGGACGGAAAGAAGAGUAGAAGGGGGACCAUUCUAGGCGGAGGAGGGGCGAGGGUCCUUCAACGAGCGGCGGCGGAGGACCCGGGGCCGCUGCCCCUUUAAGGUUGCCAAGGCGACGGCUCUGGCCAGAGCGAGGCGCAUUGACGUCAGCAGCCGGGCGCUGAUUGGCUGCGGCGCGGCCGUUUCCGGUGGAGCCGCCGAGGAGCUGCUGUAGCCGAGUGGAUCCGGGCCGGGAGAGGAGCGCUGAGGUAGCUCCGCAGGCCGCCGCCUCGACCGCAGUCCGAGCCCGCCGCCGCCCGCCCGCAGCGAGCCAUGGCGUCUGGCAGCACCGCCAGCGAGGAGGAGCGCAGCCUCCGGGAAUGCGAGCUGUACGUGCAGAAGCACAACAUCCAGGCCCUGCUCAAGGACUCCAUCGUGCAGUUGUGCACCGCGCGGCCCGAGAGGCCCAUGGCAUUCCUCAGGGAAUACUUCGAGAGGCUGGAGAAGGAGGAGGCAAAACAGAUCCAGAAUCUGCAGAAAGCAAGCUCUCGUGCGGACUCGAGGGAGGAUGAAAUCUCUCCUCCUCCACCCAACCCAGUGGUAAAGGGCCGGAGGCGACGAGGUGCCAUCAGUGCCGAGGUCUACACGGAGGAAGAUGCUGCAUCCUACGUUAGGAAGGUUAUCCCAAAAGAUUAUAAGACAAUGGCUGCUUUAGCCAAAGCCAUUGAAAAGAAUGUACUGUUUUCACAUCUUGACGAUAAUGAGAGAAGUGAUAUUUUUGAUGCCAUGUUUCCGGUUUCCUUUAUUGCUGGAGAGACUGUUAUUCAGCAAGGUGAUGAAGGGGAUAACUUCUAUGUGAUUGAUCAAGGAGAGAUGGAUGUCUAUGUCAACAAUGAGUGGGCAACCAGUGUUGGGGAAGGAGGGAGCUUUGGGGAACUUGCUUUGAUUUAUGGAACACCUAGAGCAGCCACUGUCAAGGCAAAGACAAAUGUGAAAUUGUGGGGUAUCGACCGAGACAGCUAUAGAAGAAUCCUUAUGGUAAGAGACAUGGGUUUGGGAGUGUGGCUUACCAUCCAGGCUGUGUAACUAAUGUUUAAA
Molecule: messenger RNA, 1163 nt
Organism: Physeter macrocephalus (sperm whale)
Lineage: Eukaryota; Metazoa; Chordata; Mammalia; Artiodactyla; Physeteridae
Product: cAMP-dependent protein kinase type I-alpha regulatory subunit
Exons: 7
Coding region: 399-1151 (250 amino acids)
Source: RefSeq, a predicted model, not a curated record